This is a messenger RNA of Phytophthora nicotianae INRA-310, 1704 nucleotides long. RefSeq lists its product as hypothetical. The transcript has a single exon. Bases 12 to 1337 code for a protein of 441 amino acids. NCBI's taxonomy places the organism in Eukaryota, Oomycota, Peronosporomycetes, Peronosporales, Peronosporaceae. The record is from RefSeq and is a predicted model, not a curated record.
ACAAAUUUGAGAUGGAGGGGGAGAAGUCAGUAGACGCCUUCUUGGACGAAGUGGCAACGUUUCUAGACCAGACUGACGCCCCUGAAGGUGCCAAGAAUCACAGUCACGAGGCAGCUACGACAUCUGUCGACGAUUCGCUUCUCCUGGCCAGCCAUCAACUGUUAGCGGAGACGGAGGAUCUGCUUGCUUCACACAAGAACUCCGACUACUACCAGCGACAACAAGACGUUCGUUCUGCGUCAACGAAUGCCAAAUCAUCUGAGGACGACAGGAGUGAAUCUCAGUGUACUGACGAACUCUCCGCAGAAAAGCGGCGUGAGAUUCGAAACGCUCUGGCAGCCCAGCGCCGAGUGCGGUAUCGUCAAAAGCUAAAAGAUGAGAAGGAAGUAUUAAAACAACAAGCCACUGAGCUGUCUGCUCAGCUGACCAGUUUAGAGACUAGUCAAGCUGAACGGAAGGCAAAACAGGCGAGCAAUUUGAUGUUCGGCGCUUGGCGAGCAGUUGCAGCUCGACAACUGGAAAGACGAAUGCAAGCGGAGCAACAGCAGAAACUGUUAAGAGCGGAAGUGGUUGGAAGGUCGAGAUUGAUUCACCAAAUGAGCUUGUUGCUGGACGAACCACUGAAGAUAAAUGAACAAGACCCACCGAUUUCGUAUGCAAAAUACUGUGAGAAUGGUGUAUCUGCGCUACACAAAAAUAUGCUGGAGGAGCUGGACGCUGCCUAUUUACGAAUAGAUGAUGUUAUGCGCGACUUGGAUUUCAAGUCAGUGGUGUCUGCGGCGUAUAAUUACUCGCGAAAACAAAAAGACGGCGUGGUGUACUUCGACAAUGUGGACCGAAUCGUAUUCCCGUACAAGUUUGAGCAAGCGGCCGAUGGUCUGGAGACUGUGAUGAUGUCUGAUCCAGAUGGGGGCUACGAGACCGCUAAAUUAAAGGAUGCGAUAGCUAUGAACUACCGCGUAACAUAUCAGAUCAGCGAAGCAGAAACUGUGUCUUUCAAUAUCCACGGUGCAGCGAAGAGAUGGCGACAGAAAGAUCGACUGGUGUUUUUGUGGCGUUGCUUUACGGAAGGGCUGGAUGAAUUUGAGGGAUUGCAGUCCGAUGAAACGGCGUGGAUAGUUGUUCGCCCGCCAACUGAAAAAACUGAUGUGAAUUGUGACCAAAGCUGUAGUACUAUUAUUGAUAGCUACUCGCGUUUGGUGCCGGUUGGAAUCGGCUUGUCGCCUGUGUGCGAUGGAGCCGUAGAUCGGUUUGUGAAUAUUCUCUCGAAAUCGGGCGAGGUAGAGUUCAAACAAAUGAUGCAAAUGAUGGAAAAGGUCAUCAUCAACGACCCGUAACCGUUUGCCAGUUUCCCAGUACGAACCAGUGCCCGCAAGAUUUUGCAACCAUAUAUUUUUAAAUGAGACGAGAGAAAACUGCUAUUCAUGUAGGAUAUGCGAAUUUACUUAUCGCGAAAUGAUACGUUUCCAGGCUCUAAAGCGUUUCUUUUUGUGACCGAUUAUGGUGUUUGCUUCGAGAAGAAAACUCCACUUUAUCAUGCAUGUAUACAACAACCAUUCUACCUUGUUAGCUAUUAAACUAAAUGCUCAUGAGAAUAUAGGCUUAGGCGACAUCGGCAAAUGGCUUUGAUCUAGAUCGUACAUGUAUUUUGCACGGCCAUCCUCAUUGUCGAAUCACUAUUCAUCUUUAUGUGUUGCUGCCAAU